ACAGACACACACACACUUAAAAAGAGCAAAACGAGGAGUAUGGAUCUAUUGAAUCUGUAUCGGAUCAUGUCUGGAGAAAGGUCAUCAUCGCUGUUUUGUUGGGGUGUCACUUUGCAACAUCAGAUCAACCUCAUCACAUCACAGAGGACCCUGUGACCUCUGACCUCAGGACCAGGGGUUCCCUGAGAAAAAUAACCAAACUCAAUACUUUUUAAAUUUCAGACUUAAUCUUCUUCAUCUCUGUUAUAUCUCACAUGUAGAAAAAAUAAAGAGGUAAAAAGGUGGGCAAGGGCUUUUCUGCUCAGUCAUCCAGGUGAGGAAAUCCCAGGCGGUUGAUUCGGUUCAUCUGGAGUGUUUUCAGUAGGAGAAAUGCUUCAUCACUCAUCCAAGUGACUUCUUCAGUAUGAAGUGAUCACUUAUUUAAAAGAAAAAGGAACAAUAUUGUACUCAACAAACAUGUGCACUCUUAGAAUUAAUCCCUUAAAAAUACACAUGAGCGGGCACUGGUUUGUGGAAGCUGCCAUGUUACCCCGCCAUCUUGAAUACAGUGGCAGAGAUGGACGGCUAAACAACAACCGCUGGUUAUAAGCUAACAUUAUUGGCAGCCCAUGUUAGCCUCGAGUGUGCUAAAAAUCAAACUUUCGCUCUGAAAAACACUUUGAUUACCUUCAUCAAGUUUAUUGACCGAGUGUUCGAAUCCAGCAAAGUUUGAUCUACUUCAACAGAAAAGUCCAGGAAAUCCUCAGAAGAUCACGUCAGCAUGGCUGCCAUUGCAAAAUAUUUACACACAUCCGUUUACUACUCCUGAUGUAUUGCUGAGAAGCACAGCCGCUGUUAUGGGGUACAGUCUAUAUUUAUUGUAUUGAGCUGAAUAAACCAUGUUUGUCCUGCAGCAGCCACUGGGCCCUGCUGUGUGGGGUCCCCAUGUUCUCUGUGUAGGUGGGCUAAAGCUAACCGAUUAUUCUAACAUGAGCCCGUCUCUGUGUGUGACGGAAGGACUGGUACACGUGGCCAUUAUAAAACCUCUAGCUGAGGCGUACCCACACCUCCCACCACAUGGCAGCUGUGAUAGACUCCAGCCUGACCAAGACUUGGUAGGUGGAAGAAGAUGCAUAGAUACACUAUAUUAAAAAGACUAGUUUGUUAUAUAUUCUUUAAUUUAAUUCUUAAUGUUAAGAAUUAUCAGGUUGCAUGUAAUUUACAUUUGGAAACAGACUCUAGUUUUUAUCUCGUUUUUAGCCAAAUUCUUCUUCAUAGCCAAUGUUUUACUAUGAGUAGAGAUAACAUGAGGACAAUAAAAACAAAAAAAAAACAAAAACGUAUGUAAGUUAUAAAAGCUGAGGAUCUCAGACUUAUCCAGCAUGCAGAGCUCAGUGACCGUGUGCUUCCUCCUCCUCGUCUUUCCCGUCAACACACACGUCGUGGAAAACUUUGUAGGACUGCAUGGAAUACUUUUACAACGGGCAUGUGCCAACCUGGACUUCCAAUAAUCACGUCCACAUCUGCCAGAAGUUUAAUAACUGCUACCACUUUGCCACCCUGUACGACACCACCAACCGCAUUCCCGUCUACUCUGCUUACAAAGUUGAGGAUGGAAAAAGCUCCGAUCACAGCUGGAUGGUGGAGCCUCAGCUGGUGAAACAGGAGUUUGAAAAGAAGAUGAUGACACAGGAUUCAGUGAAACACAAACAUCCUACACUAGACCCUAAGGAAAUAGGAAAGAGGCAGGCAACAGAUGAGGACUACGAAGAACUUGAACAAAACAAAGAUCAAAACAAAGAUCAAUACAAAGAUCAAUACAAUCAUGGUCACCUCAACCCCAGCUCACAUCAUGCAGGUGAUGCUUCCAAAGCCACUAUGACCCUGACUAAUAUAGUUCCCCAAAGAAAAAAGCUGAAUGAAAAAAAGUGGAGUCUCCAUGAGGCCAAACUCAAACGUUUGGCCAAAGAUAACUCCGUCUACGUUCUGGUCGGUGCGAUUCCAUCAGAAGGAAACUGGAUCAAAAGAGAUAAUGAGGCUCGUGUCAACAUCCCAGACUACAUGUGGGUCGCCUACUGCUACUAUGACCAGACAUCACAGUCUUAUAAGAGUGGGGGUGCCACAGCUAAGAAUGUUGAGAACAAGAUCUACGAGUGCACCGUGUCACAGCUUCAAGCCUUUCUUGAAAAACACAAACAAGUUGCAGGUCAGCUGUUUGACAACAACUGCUAUGUGGAGCAGGCUGCAGGCGCGUCUGCUGCUGCAGGCGCGUCUGCUGCUGCAGGAAAUCCUUGUGACAUAUAGUCCAGAAAUACUCACGAGAUCACUGAUCUCUGCAGAGUCAUGCAGCUCAUCCUUUCCUCAGCACUGCACACAUGAACUCAUGUAAACAGUUACUGUGAUCUUAACUGUGUCGCACAAAUGUCAGCACAUGUUUAUGGUGCAGGUGAACACAUGCUGUCAUGCUUACAGGCUGCUUUACUCUGAGAGCAGCUUCACUGCAGCUUGUUGCUUAUUAAAAUCUGAUGAAAUGCUCAGUGUCGCGUGUUUGUGUGUUCAGUCCAAAUCAGCAAGUGUGACAAACUUCAGUGAGCCGAUGGACGCUCUGACCUCAGAGUGCAGACAGUAUCUGAUCACCGGUGCAGACGCCUGAGCCUGAUGUUUCUCAGCUGGAACAAACACAUUAACCCCUCACAGAGAGCAAGCAGCAGAGCGAGCAGCGGCGCUCCGUGCUCAUCAGACCCUCUGCUCUUCAUCGCCAUCGUGCUGUGAACGUCAUUAAAUGUACACAUCGUAACUGCAGCUACAGUUUCAGAGCAAACCUCUAUUUAACUGUGAAAGGAGGAAGUGUCAUUGGGUCAAAGGUCGGCCACCUCAAAGCGUCUCUCUGAGAGUGGUUCAAAUUCAUGUACACCUCGCAGGUAUUAGCCUGAUUUAAAGGGUCAAAGGUGAAGCUGACAGAUCAAGAGACAGAGACAGGAAGUGACACGGACAGGUAGAUCAGCUAAAAUGAAACUUGUGGCUCGAGCGAUCAGGAGCCGUUUCCAUGGUUACACUCGGCGCCCUUUCUCCCACCUGUGCUGCUUCCUGUCACCUGACUCAUUCCAGCGCUUCACGCCGACGCG
Oreochromis niloticus (Nile tilapia) is the source of this 3104-nucleotide messenger RNA. RefSeq names its product endonuclease domain-containing 1 protein-like. Gene Ontology annotation, molecular function: metal ion binding; hydrolase activity; nucleic acid binding. The record is from RefSeq and is a predicted model, not a curated record. The transcript has 5 exons. NCBI's taxonomy places the organism in Eukaryota, Metazoa, Chordata, Actinopteri, Cichliformes, Cichlidae. The coding region runs from base 1444 to 2283 and encodes 279 amino acids.